AUGACUGACGGAAUCCCGACGCUGAGUGAACGAGUCCUCUGGAAUGCCAUGGAUGAUUCUAAAUGGAAGAUGGGGGUUCUUCUCUGCAUUACAACAACAACGUGCGUCGUAAUUAAUUCCUACGUGCAUAUUCGUGAAAAAUUUAUCUUAGGAAUUCCAUACGUUCUGGAAGAUUAUGUACAUUUGCAGGGAUUUAUAGCGAAUUUCUUCUUAUUCUACGGCUCCUUGUAUCUCACCCUGAUUGAGGCUACGAUUAUCUUCAUUGGAGUUUACUUUAUUGCAACACUUGGGAUUUUGAGUGAUCUCAUCAGGUUAUUAAAUGAAACCACCGAGUCCACUGGAAAAAUUUUGAAACUUAUUGUGCGUCUUCAAGUGGAAAUUAUUGAGAAUUUUAACGACUACUGUGAAGCACUUUUCUACGUUUUCCUCAUUCAAAUAUCAACGUGCGUCUUUCUUCUUGUCCUUCUCUUCUUCCUUCUCAUGCAUACAAUUACAAAUGCCAUGUAUUUGGUAAUUAUUGUCACUGUUAUGUCACAAUUUGCCAUGUUUUGCUUCUUCGGACAGAUCAUCCACAACCGAUCCGAAAGGAUUUUCACGGAUUUAUAUAUAACAAAGUGGUACGAAAUGGAUGUUAAGGAUCAAAAAUCUCUACUUCUUGCAAUGAAGAUGUCCCAGAGAACUUUGGGCUUCAAAGUUGCAGGGAUCUUACUUCUUGGUUUUUCUCAUUCAAAUGGCCACAAUGUAAUAAUUCUCAUUCUGACCUUCUCCCUCAUCAUGACCUCUUCAACCAAUAUGAUGUACUACUCACUCAAUGAAAGCUCAAAGAACCAACCAAAUAAUUUAAAAUUUAUUGUUCAAUUCCACGUGGAAGUUCUUGAGAAAUUUGAGAAAUACUGCGAGGCGUUCUUCUUGGUUUUCCUCGUUCAAAUGGCAACAAUUGUAAUAAUUCUCAUUCUGACCUUCUCCCUCAUCAUGACCUCUUCAACCAAUAUGAUGUACUACUCAGUAAUCGCAACAGUUAUGCUACAAUUCACCUUAUUCUGCUUCUGUGGGCAAAUCAUUCACAACAAAUCGGAAAGAAUCUUUACGGAUUUAUAUCAAACAAAGUGGUACGAAAUGGAGCUCAAAGAACAGAAAAUUCUCUUGCUAAUGAUGAAAAUGUCCCAAAGGAGUCUCGGCAUUAAGGUUGCAGGAAUGUAUGAUAUUAAUUUUGUGAUGUUUAUGCAAGUUCUUAAAGUUAGCUUCUCCUAUUGCACAAUUUUGUAUACUUUAAUGUAA
Lutzomyia longipalpis is the source of this 1278-nucleotide messenger RNA. RefSeq lists its product as uncharacterized. Gene Ontology annotation, molecular function: odorant binding; olfactory receptor activity. The transcript has 4 exons. The record is from RefSeq and is a predicted model, not a curated record. Gene Ontology annotation, cellular component: plasma membrane. The coding region runs from base 1 to 1278 and encodes 425 amino acids. Gene Ontology annotation, biological process: sensory perception of smell; detection of chemical stimulus involved in sensory perception of smell. NCBI's taxonomy places the organism in Eukaryota, Metazoa, Arthropoda, Insecta, Diptera, Psychodidae.